AUGAUUGAUGAAUCCUUGUCUAGAACCCUAGGAAGACGACUCAACUUCCUCAUGAACCUUCUCUCCCCCCCUACUGAACCAGCCCCAGCUCCUGCAGCCCCCACCACUGAACCAGCCCCCAGCUCCUCCAGCCCCCCAACCACUGAACCAGCCCCAGCUCCUCCAGCCCCCACCACUGAACCAGCCCCAGCUACUCCAGCCCCCCACACUGAACCAGCCCCAGCUACUCCAGCCCACCACACUGAACCAGCCCCAGCUCCUCCAGUCCCCACCACUGAACCAGCCCCAGCUCCUCCAGCCCCCACCACUGAACCAGCCCCAGCUCCUCCAGCCCCCCCCACACUGAACCAGCCCCAGCUACUCCAGCCCACCACACUGAACCAGCCCCAGCUCCUCCAGCCCCCACCACUGAACCAGCCCCAGCUACUCCAGCCCACCACACUGAACCAGCCCCAGCUACUCCAGCCCCCCACACUGAACCAGCCCCAGCUCCUCCAGUCCCCACCACUGAACCAGCCCCAGCUACUCCAGCCCCCCACACUGAACCAGCCCCAGCUACUCCAGCCCCCCACACUGAACCAGCCCCAGCUCCUCCAGCCCCCCCACACUGAACCAGCCCCAGCUCCUCCAGUCCCCACCACUGAACCAGCCCCAGCUCCUCCAGCCCCCCACACUGAACCAGCCCCAGCUCCUCCAGUCCCCACACUGAACCAGCCCCAGCUACUCCAGUCCCCUUCACUGAACCAGCCCCAGCUCCUCCAGCCCCCCCCCCACACUGAACCAGCCCCAGCUUCUCCAGCCCCCACACUGAACCAGUCCCAGCUCCUCCAGCCCCCACACUGA
This is a messenger RNA of Procambarus clarkii (red swamp crayfish), 843 nucleotides long. The record is from RefSeq and is a predicted model, not a curated record. NCBI's taxonomy places the organism in Eukaryota, Metazoa, Arthropoda, Malacostraca, Decapoda, Cambaridae.